CCGCGCGGGCGCGCGCACGCGCAGCUGUCAUGAGGGGAAGAUGAGCGAUACCGUGAUCGCGGAGGGAGCCGUGAAAAUCAGAGACGGCAAAAAAUGGAAGAGCCGCUGGCUGGUUCUGCGCAAACCCUCACCGGUCGCAGAUUGUGUGGUGCUGUACGUGUAUAAGGAGCGCGGUGUGAAGGAGAGAAACAGCGUGACGCUGGAGCACAUCUGCGGUCUGGAGGCGUGUGUCGGCACUGACGGCGUUCCCUUCAUCCUCUCCAUCCUGUGUCUCAGUCAAACCGCCAUGCUCGGCUUUGACAGCAAGGAGGCGCUGCAGAGCUGGGACCUGCGGCUGCGCUACUGCCUCGGAGAAGUCCACAGUUUCAGCGUGUCUGUGCUGCCUGGCACUAAACUGGAAAGCGGCCCCGCGACUCUGCAUUUGUGCAACAAUGUCCUGGUCAUCGCUAAAGACCUGCCGGCCGUCAUCAUCGGCCACUGGAAUCUGCUGGACUUGCGGCGGUACGGGCCGGUCAAUAACGGUUUUGUGUUUGAGGGAGGAACACGCUGUGGUUACUGGGCCGGCGUGUUCUUUUUGUCCUGUGCUGAGGGCGAGCAGAUCAGUUUUCUCUUCGACUGUAUUGUUCGUGGCAUUUCCCCGUCCAGAGGCCCGUUUGGACUGAAGCCACUGCUGCCAGAGCCCAGCAUCAGUGCAGCUUCAGUGCAGGACAGACUGAAGCAUGAAGCCGAGGAGCUGGAGCGGAGGCUCAGUCUGCUGUCUCACAGCACAGCUUCCAGCUCGCGUUUCUGCUCUUCGAUGGCGGGCGACGAUCGCAGCAUAUCCGGUUCGUCUGACACCUCAGACACAAGCCAAUCAGAUUGCAGCAUUAGCAGUCGCCCUGCGCCAUGGAGCGAUCUGGUUUUGCCCGGUUCUGCUGAAUCAUCUCACCCGCAAACAUCAAGAACAGGAUCUCAGGUGGAGGAGAAACUCCAGGUCUCAAUCGAUCCCGUUCGCUCACGUAAACUAAAAGAGUCCGGGAGACAAAACUCGUCCGACAGUGGCAUCGCGACCGGCAGCCACUCGUCCUAUACGGGAAGCUUCUCAUCCUACAGCGGGAGUCUGGAUGCCGCCGGACCGGGAGAGGAAUACGGCACGCUUUUAAACCUCUCAGCCCCUGCUGUUCCAGAGAAACACCUGUGCACGUGUUCAUCCUGUCCCGUCCACGAAUAUCAGAUUCCCUCAUCCCUGCCGUACCUGUACGACACUCCCCGCAGCCUGCUGGAGAUCAGCAGACACAGCAGCACAUCUCAAGAUGAGACUGGACUUUUAGAGCCUUGUGCGGAAUCUCCCAGCCAAUCAGAUUCAGAGCUUGAUAAAGGGGAGGAGUCACAGACAAGGGAUGGCUUAAUAAAAGGGGAGGAGUCUGAGGGAUUAUCGUCUAGUAAAAGCUGCUGUGAUUGGGCGAUCUGUUCAGUUCCUCCUGCUGGGAUGAAAUCACUCUUCACCACCUGCCCCGUCUGCGGAGGACUCAAGGGUACUUUUCCACCUCAUCCUGCAGGGACUUUACUGCCCACUGCACCAGCACCAGAUGAUCAUUCAGCCACACCCGCUGCUGGUGUCAUCGAACCACCUACCAAUCAGGAGCCAGUGGAGAUCAGAGACUCAUCUUUGACCAAUCAAAAUGCAUGGAAGCCCUCAUCGGAACGCUCACAGACCAGUGAAGAGAAGCGAUCGGAAGUAUACGACUCCAGUCUGUCUGAUCUCCUGUCACACUACAGUCCUGCUGCGAGAUCAGACCGCAGCAGUGUCUAUGAGGCGAUGUCAGCAUCCAGACACACAGUCCUGUAUGAGAACUGCGUCCAGUGCUGGAGAGGAGAGGGCAGCUGCCGGCUCCUCAGACCUACUCCUCCAUCCAGAGACGUGUUUGUCCAGGAACAGAGAAGAAAUAUCUCAGAGUCCAUCUGCUCCUCCACAGUCUCUCUGCAGCGAAUACCUGAAGAAGAUAACAGAGACAGAAUAAAGGCAGAGAAAGGAAGAAUGGAUCCUGCCUAUGAAAUAAUGGACAGCAGAUCAUCAGACAGGAACCCAGAGGAGGAGCGCAGCAGGUACGAGCUCAUGACAGGUUCGCAGAAGAUUUCUCCUCAUCUGAAUGAAGCGCUGACGGACAGACUCAAAGGAGACACGGUGACAUACGUGAAUAUUCCCACCAGCCCCACGUCCAAAAAACAGCUGCAUUAUAUGGAACUGGAACUGCAGGAGUCCAGCGCCACCAUCAGAGGCAAAAGCUCCAGUAAAUACGCUCAGAUUGACAUCACAGCAACGGAGGCAGCUCACAGAGCGGGUUCCCAGCAUGCACUGGGGCGAGAGGAAGGCCUACAGAGACUGGAGCAACAGAGGAAACGACGAGGACUUCCUCCCGCUGAAGAGAGAUCGACUCUGCUCUGGACAAACUGACCAAAACACCUGCAUCAGUCGAGACAGUGAAACACAGAAUGUAGUGUAGCGUAGUGUCUAGGAUAGUGUAGUCAUGUGUGCAGUGUAGUACAGUGUCUACAGUCUCGUUUUGUGUGGAGUUCACUAUGUAGUGAAUGAAUGCUAAUGUUGAACACAGCAUAUACACAAAUGUUUGAAACACGGUGAUUCACGUCACACUGACACAUGUCUGUCAUGCUUAAACCUGUUAAACACACAUUCAGUCUACAGUAAGCCAUAGAUACGUGAACAGGUAACUGUGUUCUCGUGUUAGAUAAAUGUGUGCAAUGCACAGAACCAGAAAUGUGUUUUUUUAUUUGUUUAUUUAUUUCAUUUUAAAGUGCUGAAUAUUAGUUGUGUUGCUUUCUAGUUGCAUUUGUAUAAAAUAGGCUGCAUUUGUGUGGCAUCUUUAAUCCUUGUAUUAACCUACAUUCAAGUGUAUUGAGUCAUUUUUACAUUAAACUGCCGAUUUUGUAUUUUGUACAUUACAAAGCUGUAUUUUCUCAUUUUCUUUUCAGCACUGAAGGAAGUGAACACGAUAUGUGUGUUUAUUUGUAUUGCAGUCAUUUUGUCAUGUGUUGUGAUUGCAGUUUGAACUGUGAUAUGGUAACAGUCUCAUAUGAUGCUGCUAGAUAUAGAUAUCAUAUCAAUUAUAAUAAAAUAAUAAUUUUAAUAAUAUUUUGUUAUUACC
Labeo rohita (rohu) is the source of this 3143-nucleotide messenger RNA. It is a transcript of the gene dok7a, whose product is annotated as docking protein 7a. Gene Ontology annotation, biological process: neuromuscular junction development; positive regulation of protein tyrosine kinase activity. Gene Ontology annotation, molecular function: protein kinase binding. The record is from RefSeq and is a predicted model, not a curated record. NCBI's taxonomy places the organism in Eukaryota, Metazoa, Chordata, Actinopteri, Cypriniformes, Cyprinidae. Bases 41 to 2434 code for a protein of 797 amino acids. The transcript has 13 exons.